AUGCUUUUGGGAGGAGGCUUGAAAUCUCUCCUGCCACAUGUGCUAAGAAGAAUAAUUCGAAGCAACAGACUCAGUUUCAGUAAUACUUCUGGAAUGGCAGAGGGCUAUAAACAGGCCAACGUUGUGAUUUUGCACAAAUCCCUGGCUGACGACUUCGAGAAGUUUUGCCGCGCAAAUGAGGGACCCCUGCCAGUGCUCUACAGAAGCAAACCAGGUGACUGGAAGUGUCCUUCUCUGAGUAGCGACUCUGAUAUCAGAACUGACUGCCUGCAGUACAGAAUAUAUGAGCAUGGAGCUUGUACUGGAUCACUGAAGAGCCUAAAGGAGUAUUCUGAACAACUUAAGGACAUGGUGACUUUUUAUUUAGGCUGCAGCUUCUCUUUUGAAAAAGCAGUCCAGAGUGCUGGCAUUCCCAUAAGAAAUGUAGAGCAAAAGUGUAAUGUGAGCAUGUAUAAGACAGGUGUGCCUUGCUACAGCAUUUCUGCCUUUUCCUGCAACUUAGUAGUCACAAUGAGACCUAUUCCAGAAAGCAAGUUGGAAGCAGUUGUGCAAGCAACAUCGGAUUUAAAAGCAGCCCAUGGAGCACCGGUUCACAUCGGUGACCCUGGUCUGCUGGGAAUACAAGAUCUUUCCAAACCAGACUAUGGAGACCCAGUUCACCUUCACCCUGGUGACAUUCCAGUGUUUUGGGCCUGUGGAGUAACAGCAGUAGAAGCGGUCAUUAACUGCAGAGCUCCAUUAGCUUUUACUCAUUCUCCUGGCUGUAUGUUCGUUACUGACCUAAAGAACGAUGAUGUCACAGCUGGAUCCUCAAGAGAAGUCCCACAAGUCCACUGCAUUUCUCAUGAUCCUCUGCAUUACAGCAUUGUGUCAGCAGAAGCAGCCCAAAAGAUAAGGACUCUAGAGACCCUGAUUGGAGUAGAUCCAGGCGACCGGGGUAUAACUCAUCUGCUGCGCCAGGGCGAGCUGCUGAAGGCCUGCCUGGCCAUCUCCCAUGCUCGGUCAGUGCUGGUAACGACUGGAUUUCCUACCCACUUCACUUACGAGCCGCCGGAAGAGAACGACGGGCCCCCAGGAGCCCUCGCUAUUGCAGCUGUACUGCAGGCCUUGGAAAAAGAGGUUGCCAUAGUAACAGAUCAGAGAGCCAUGAAUCUGAAUAAAAAGAUUAUUGAAGAGGCUGUUCAGCUAGGAAUACUGAAGAAACCUGUCCCUCUACUGAGUUAUAAAAGGGAAAAUGCUAGUUCAGAUUUAAUGUUUUUGUGCGAGGAUGGGAAUCCUGGAAGACCAAGGUUUGAUCACCUGAUAGCAAUAGAGCGUGCUGGGAUGGCAGCUGAUGGCAAUUACUACAAUGCCAGGAAAGUUAACAUUAAGCAUCUCGUGGAUCCCAUAGAUGAGCUAUUUAUAGCUGCACAAACCAUUCCAGGAAUCACAACAACAGGUGUUGGAGAUGGAGGAAAUGAAUUAGGAAUGGGCAAAGUAAAAGAAGCUGUAAAGAAGCACAUAAGAAAUGGAGAUGUUAUAGCUUGUGAUGUUGAAGCUGAUUUUACUAUUGUAGCUGGAGUCUCUAACUGGGGAGGUUAUGCCAUCGCCUGUGCUCUCUAUAUUCUCAGCACUUGUGAAACACAUGACCGCUACCUGAGGAAAGCUGUUGGGUUGCCACAGUUAUCAAAGAAGAUGGUCUGGCUAUCGGCACUUCCAUCCGUUACCAAG
This is a messenger RNA of Apaloderma vittatum (bar-tailed trogon), 1710 nucleotides long. RefSeq names its product chromosome unknown open reading frame, human C14orf159 (gene DGLUCY). Gene Ontology annotation, biological process: glutamate metabolic process. The record is from RefSeq and is a predicted model, not a curated record. Gene Ontology annotation, molecular function: D-glutamate cyclase activity. Lineage: Eukaryota; Metazoa; Chordata; Aves; Trogoniformes; Trogonidae. The transcript is spliced from 11 exons. The annotation marks the transcript as partial.